Molecule: messenger RNA, 2167 nt
Organism: Anopheles stephensi (Asian malaria mosquito)
Lineage: Eukaryota; Metazoa; Arthropoda; Insecta; Diptera; Culicidae
Exons: 5
Coding region: 645-1154 (169 amino acids)
Source: RefSeq, a predicted model, not a curated record
CUGAAAAUAGAUUUAUUACAUCAACUCCAGUUUUGGGCAGUGGACCGCGUAACGCACACACGUUAGAACCAAGUAAUUGCUCUAGUAUUGUCGAACUAGAAACUGAUCAAAUGGAGUUUCAUAGAUCAGCGAACGAAAUAAGAAAAAGCUACGAAAUAGAUAACAAUUUGAUUAGUCAGUUCGAUUGUAUACGUAUCCCGAAAGCCCCAGUGCAGCUAUCCCCUGAAGUCAUGAAGAAAUAUGAACGCAUCUACAAUAGACAUCCAAUAAAUCAAAGAAAAAGUUUACGAAUCUAACCAGUCCCAUUUCUAGUGUAAUAAUGAAUCUCGAUAGGAUUAGGAAGUCUAAAAGAAAAAAAUGCUAAAAAUAAAUGAAGCUUAGCACUGUUAACGAAUAAAUGAAUGAUUAAACUUAUUAUUAUUUCCUCAUCUUGUGUUAUCGUGAGCGAAUGUGUGAAGCAGCUGGGUUGUUAUUUGGGUCCCUGGUUGCCUUGGCAGUGCACGGACAGAAUCUUCCAAAUGAAAUUGUCACUUGGGCAGGUUCGGUCGAUGCGGUCGAAGUGGGUUGUUUUCGUGGAGGGAUUUUUGUUUGAAUUGAAAUUGUUAGCAAAAGUUUAUUUGUGAUAAACGUGAACGGCACAAAACAUGUAUACGGUAUCAAAGGGACCUAGUAAAUUGGUGGCAAAAACAAGACGAGGAAUACCACAAAACUACGAAAAAUAUGAAUUGUUUCGCGAUUUGGGCCGAAAGGAAUGUGAUAUAGCGAGUGAAUUCAGUGUACCUCGACCUGUAUUCCAAGCGUCCACAAAAUCUGCUGCAGUGCAAUAUCUGAAAGCGCAACAGCAACAACAACAGCAAUCGUAUGAACAGAAAGCCAGCCCGCAGCACGAAGAGCUCAUCAAAUACAUCAAUGACUCAUGGAAUAUGGUAGUCGCUGCUAAUCCUUACGAUGUACCUGGAUCGCCUGACAGUACGGGAUCGCAUUGUUCGUUAUCAUCCAACAGCAGUACAUCGUCCGUAUCUUCUGCAGCAUCAAGCACAUCGACAGUGUAUUACAACGAACCACCCAAUCCGCUGCUAGUCGAUUUCAAGCCAUUCGACCUAGAAACCUGGUGGGGGAAAAGAAUAUUUAACAACAUUACUAAAAGUCUGUAAAUUACCUCCUCCGCUUACCUACCCCGUUGUAUUUUAAGCGUUUAAACGAAUACCAAACUCUAGUGAUCAGUGACUGUCCCAUGGCGCAAAGCCGUCGUUUACUCGAGGAUUUAGAAAGACGUUUGCGAUAGGGGCGGCGUGCUCCGCAAUGAGGCAUACGACACAUGUGGUUGCUUGAGGUCGAGUAGAUCAUAUCGGGGAAAACUGCUGGAAUCAUUGUUCAUCUCCUGUGUUCUCGAUAUAUUUCUUUCUGUUGGUUUUUGUCGUUAGUUAUUUUGGCUAUAUGUUUUGUUUCGAAAAAGUUCAACCGACGCCCGGUCUAGAUCUUACUGUGUAGUUCCUAUCAAAGAAAUGUAUUCAAACGUUUUAUCAUGCAUCAUGAUCAUUUAUUAAUGUUUAACGUAGGACAUGUGGAAUCCGUUCAACCGAUUGGCUUAAGAGUGUUGUAAUUAACAAUCAAUUAGUUAACAGGAAUCGCUGGAGCAUGUUUCGAUCGGUUUCCUCAUUCAAUUGAUGUUACUGGGAAUGAUGAAGCGUUAUCGUAAUAUGCUCCUUAGAAAAACACAUCACAUAUGUCACGCAGAGCGGUAAUACCAGAUAUGUAUUCCCUCGCACAGCUCAGACUACUCUCAGCUAUCCAGGUAUGUUUAAAAAAAAUUACAUCUUGCCUCUGUUUGUUAUCUCUUUUAAGAGUGGUCUCUUUAUCCUUUUAGUCACACAUGUUUGAAAAGUGCUUUAAACGAAAGUAAGUCAACCAGAUUGGUUAUAAGUGGUAUGCUAAUCAUUAUGCCAAUGGAUAGUCUGAUAUGUGUAAUUGAGAGUAGUUUGUAAAGAAGAAAAAAAAAAAAUAGCCGAAAAAAUAGCUUGUCGUAAAGCGGUUGUACCGUUUUUUCGACAAGUGGGGGUAGUGGCAAUAGAUUGUGGCGUAACGCAUAUACGACGCUGCAAGCAAUUGUUUUGUUUAAUCCAACUGCGGAAACUAUGAAAAUAUAGCGUCACAUUAUUUGAUAUAA